AUGCCACGAGCUGUCAAGCCACCACUUAAUGGACUCUUUGCGCUCAACAAGCCUUCAGGGGCGACAGCCAUGUCUCUGCUCAACGAGUUGCAAAUUCUCUUUGCCAGCUCGAAAUUAUUCAGAGAUCCCAAUUCGGGCGACUAUGCAGCUACAUCGAGCUUCAAGGGCAAGUACAGGGGCAAGAAGAAGUGGCAGAAGGGCAAACAAAAGGGUGACAGGAUCAAAAUCGGUCAAGGCGGCACACUUGACCCCCUUGCCGAUGGCGUACUGGUUGUCGCUGUCGGCAGCGCAACGAAACAUCUUUCGCAGUUCCUAGAAUGUACAAAGGAUUAUACUUCAAUCGGUCUCGUCGGCUGUGCGACAGAUUCAUACGAUGCCAAAGGUAAAAGGGUCAAAGAAACGCCGUUCGGCCACGUCACGCGACAGACGGUAGAGCAGGCUCUCGUCGGUCUUCGUGGCGACAUUCUCCAGAUACCUCCGAUAUACUCUGCUCUGCGAAUGGACGGAAAGCACUUGUAUGACUAUGCUAGGGCCGGCGAGCCUUUGCCGAGGCCGAUACCUGCACGGCCUGUCACGGUCUCUGAGCUCGAGUUGCUCGAUUUUCGGUUGGGCAGCGAACAUGAUUAUGUCAACCCCGAGGCUUCGCUAAGCGAAAUAGAGAGAAAGCUUAUGCAAGACUCGGAGAAGCUGGUCGCUGACAACCUGGAAGCGGGCGUCAAAGUGCCUGCGACGGUCGUCAAUGCUGCAGACCAAAGCGAUAUCGCGUCCGGGACAAGCGAUGCCAAGCAGCCAAUCUUCGAGAUCAAGAUGAGUGUCAGCAGCGGGACCUACGUUAGGACUAUCGUACAUGAUAUCGGCGUCGCGAUGGGCACAUCAGCCCAUGUCGUCAAGCUCACACGGACCCGCCAAGGCAGAUUUUACCUAGCCGGCACACAGCCUAAGUUGAGUGUAGCAAGUGGCACGAGCAAAGGCAAGGAGACCUCGCAAUCGGAAAAUGAUGAGUUGCUCCCAUCAGAAGAGACCAUCGAAUGGAACGUCUUUGCUAGUGCGUUGGAUGACCUCAAGGAGCGCAAGGAUGACGCAGAACCCAGUGAGGCCUACGCAGAAUGGGAGCAAAUACUGCUACGGCAUAUGCAUAUAGUGUAA
Molecule: messenger RNA, 1146 nt
Organism: Mixia osmundae IAM 14324
Lineage: Eukaryota; Fungi; Basidiomycota; Mixiomycetes; Mixiales; Mixiaceae
Exons: 1
Coding region: 1-1146 (381 amino acids)
Biological process (GO): tRNA modification; mRNA pseudouridine synthesis
Cellular component (GO): mitochondrion
Molecular function (GO): RNA binding; pseudouridine synthase activity
Source: RefSeq, a predicted model, not a curated record